Molecule: messenger RNA, 837 nt
Organism: Arabidopsis arenosa
Lineage: Eukaryota; Viridiplantae; Streptophyta; Magnoliopsida; Brassicales; Brassicaceae
Source: the annotation of a GenBank genome assembly
UCUAGAUGAAAAAAAUAGAAGAUAGGAUGGCACCAAACGGGAGAAGGAAGAGCGUGAGCGGAAGCUUGGUGAAGCCGCCACCACCACCAAAGCUAGCGAAAGAGUCACUGCAUAGGUCCCUGUCAGACAUAUCGUUGGAUUUCCACAGAGAAGAAGAGAAAGGACUGGGGACGAUAGUGGAGGUAGAGAAGGCAAAGUGCGAGUGCUGCGGGAUGAGAGAGGAGUGCACGAUGGAGUACAUAGAGAGGGUGAGGGAGAAGUUCUUUGGGAAGUGGAUAUGCGGACUGUGCUCAGAGGCGGUGAAGGAGGAGAGGGAUAAGAGAGAUGAGGAAGGGCUAGAAGGGGCCUUGAAGGCGCACAUGAGCGCCUGCCUCAGGUUCAACAAGCUCGGGAGGGAGUAUCCGGCUCUCUUCCAAGCUGAUGCCAUGAGAGAUAUGCUCCGGAGAAGCACGAGGGGGACCGUGCUCUACUCCCUGUUCCAGCUCUGUCUCGGUGUUUACAGACUCCUCACCGGAUCUCCCAUUACACCCUCCCGCUUCCAAGCUUGGCUUUGCUUCACCUCUGAUCAGCUCUUUGGUUAUUUGAUGAUGAGCGCUGGAUCAGCCGGUUCUGGAGUUACCAACCUCAACAAAACCGGCAUCAGGCACACUCCUCUCCCCGACUUCUGCAAGACCCUUUCUUCUUUCUGCAAUCAUGUGGCCCUGUCUCUCCUCUUAGUCUUCCUCUCAUUCAUCUUCCUCGCUUCCUCUUCCUUCUUCACUGUCCUUGUGCUCUCCACUCCCUAGUCUCUCUCUAUUCUUGUUGCUUUAUAUAAUCCAACAAAGACUCUACUUGCAA